CACAGAAGUUCAGCACGACCAGCGAAGAGAAACACUAACUUCUCUUAAGGAGACACAAGCUGAGGAGACUAGUAGCCUACUACUGUGGAUAUUACAGUUCUCAUCUAUCUAAAGAGACUCAAAGGCUCCUGCUUCCAGCACGCCAUGGUAACCCACAGCAAGUUUGACUCCGCAAUGAGCAGCAGCCUUUUUGACGCAAGCAUGCGGCUGCCGACUCACCGUUACAAAACCUUCAGCUCAAGGCUGCAAUACCAGAUGGUGCAACACGCCAUCCGAAUGCUCCAGGAGAGCGGCUUCUACUGGGGGUCCAUCAGCGGAAAAGAGGCCAACCACCUGUUGAGCUCGGAGACUAGCGGGACCUUUCUGGUCAGGGACAGUUCGGACAACCGGCACUUCUUCACGCUUAGCGUUAAGACCGAGUCGGGCACCAAGAACUUGCGGGUUCAGUGCGACAGCAAGUCCUUUUUCCUGCAGACGGACUCCAAGAGCGUGCAGUCCGUGCCUCGCUUCGACUGCGUGCUGAAGCUCGUCCAUCACUACAUGCCCUCGCCCAGAAGCGCCCUGUCCAUUGGGAACUCAAGGAGCGCCUACUACAUCUACACUGGGGGGGAGAAAAUCCCUCUGGAACUUUUAAGACCCCUACCUUGCAUAAUGUCCUCCUUGCAACACCUCUGCAGGAAGACCGUGAAUGGACAUAUAGACGUUUCUGACAAGAAAGAGCAGCUGCCCCAACAGCUCAAAGACUUCCUACAAGAGUAUGAUGCUCCCAUUUAAACAACUGCUAGCCGAUGGAGAUGCACUGAUCUGUGAGCUACGUCGAAGGAAGAAACGGGGAGCGAUGAGGCUAGUCAAAGCCCCAAAGGUUCUCUAAGGCUUGAUGGGCCAAAGAAGUAUUGAACUGUCCAUGAGUACAUGGAGUUGGUGGGUACUAACGUGACUGAUCGCAAAGCCUCGUUCUUGCCAGUGAAUGGACAUUUGUACUGUCCCUUCGCUUGUACCAUUGCCAGACCAAUCUCUGCCUCUGCACUGCCCCGAAUCUGCAGGGAGACUGCAAGCCAUUUAACCGAAACCAGCCGCCACCGCCUUCUUCCAAGUAAAUAUUUGUGCAUUUCAAGGGAAAAGGGAAGAAGUGAGUAACAGCACUGAGGCACAAGCUGUUGAGAAACGACUUCUGGCCGGGAACAAAAGAGUCAAAGCAGUUCGGAUUAAAACACACCAGGACUGAACAUGUAUAAAAACAUAACUUGUACUUGAAAGAGCGACACUUUGAAACAAAAUGUCUGUGUGUUUUGUAGAGUCGACGUGUGUUUGUGUCAGUGCCGGGAGCAGUUUAAACGGCACUGCUUGUUAUUGAAUGUAUUAAUAUUACAUGAGUUUCACCUUGUCAUACAAGACACUGUUUACAUAUAUGAAGAUCGGUUAUCUUUUGUAAAGACAUCUCUUGAUGUUACGUAUUUAUAUUUAUAUGACAAAGAACAUUUCAAUAAUUUAUUAAAAAGCAGUAUUUUUGUACAAAUGAA
Molecule: messenger RNA, 1520 nt
Organism: Pimephales promelas (fathead minnow)
Lineage: Eukaryota; Metazoa; Chordata; Actinopteri; Cypriniformes; Leuciscidae
Gene: socs3a
Product: suppressor of cytokine signaling 3a
Biological process (GO): intracellular signal transduction; phosphatidylinositol phosphate biosynthetic process
Cellular component (GO): phosphatidylinositol 3-kinase complex
Molecular function (GO): 1-phosphatidylinositol-3-kinase regulator activity
Source: RefSeq, a predicted model, not a curated record